Salvia hispanica is the source of this 2117-nucleotide messenger RNA. Its product is annotated as anthranilate synthase alpha subunit 1, chloroplastic-like. Lineage: Eukaryota; Viridiplantae; Streptophyta; Magnoliopsida; Lamiales; Lamiaceae. Gene Ontology annotation, biological process: L-tryptophan biosynthetic process. The record is from RefSeq and is a predicted model, not a curated record. Gene Ontology annotation, molecular function: anthranilate synthase activity.
UUUCUCUCUCAAAAACUACAGUCACACACUGCUGCAAGCUCUUCUUAGCUAUGGCAAUGCAAAUGCAAAUGCAAGCUCUAUCGUUUUCGCAGCGGCUCUCUCCGAAGCCGUCGCCGGCGGUGCAGAGAGCGUCUCCGCCGUCCGUCGCUGCGGUUUCCAGAAGAAGCGGCGUCUCGCUCCGCCUCCGCGCGGCAUUCCGGUGUUCUUCUCCGAGGAUGAGCUCUCUAGAGGUGGAUGAGGAGAGAUUUGUUGAAGCGGCUGAGACUGGAAACAUAAUUCCGCUGUAUAAAUGCAUAUUCUCGGAUCAUUUGACGCCGGUGCUGGCUUACCGGUGCUUGGUAAAGGAGGACGACAGGGAGGCUCCGAGCUUCCUGUUUGAGUCUGUUGAGCCUGGAUUUCGAUCAUCGAGUGUUGGUCGUUACAGUGUGCUUGGGGCACAACCAGCUGUGGAAGUUCUCGCAAAAGAGAAUAAAGUUACGAUUCUGGAUCACGCCUCUGGAAAGAUAGUCGAGAGGUUUGUAGAGGAUCCUAUGACAGUUCCGAGAAGCAUUUCGGAAUCGUGGAGGCCGCAACUAGUCGAUGACCUUCCAGAUGCGUUUUGUGGUGGAUGGGUUGGAUUUUUCUCAUAUGACACAAUUCGUUAUGCGGAGAAGAAAAAGCUUCCUUUCUCUAGCGCUCCAGAAGAUGACAGAAAUCUGCCUGAUGUUCAUCUUGGGCUGUAUGAUGACGUAAUUGUUUUUGAUCACGUGGACAAGAAAGCAUAUAUAAUCCAUUGGGUGCGCUUAGAUCAAUAUUCAUCUGCUAAAAAAGCUUACGACGAAGGAAUGAAACGCUUGGAAAGAUUGGUUUCAAAGGUUCAGGACAUAGAUUCACCACGGCUAGCUCCAGCUCGUGUUGAUUUCUGCACUCCUGAUUUUGACCUUUCUCAGUACAAGAGAAACAUGACAAGCGAAGAAUACAUGAAGGGUGUUUUAGAGGCUAAAGAGCAUAUUUUAGCUGGGGAUAUCUUUCAAAUUGUUUUGAGUCAACGCUUUGAAAGAAGGACAUUUGCUGACCCAUUUGAAGUAUACAGAGCUCUGAGAGUGGCGAAUCCAAGUCCAUAUAUGAGUUACUUGCAGGUUAGAGGUUGCGUUAUGGUUGCUUCGAGCCCAGAAAUUCUUGUUCGUGUAAAUAAGAAAAAGGUUGUUAAUCGACCUUUGGCUGGGACAACUAAACGAGGGAAGACAAGCGCUGAGGAUGAAAUGUUGGAGAUGAACCUUUUACAGGAUGAGAAGCAAUGCGCCGAACAUAUUAUGCUGGUUGAUCUUGGCAGGAACGAUGUUGGCAAGGUUUCAAAACCUGGUUCGGUCAAAGUGGAAAAGCUCAUGACUAUUGAACGAUAUUCCCAUGUGAUGCACAUAAGCUCCACUGUAACUGGGGAGUUACUAGAUCAUCUGACGGCUUGGGAUGCACUGCGUGCUGCACUUCCCGUUGGAACAGUUAGUGGAGCACCAAAGGUGAGGGCUAUGGAGCUGAUUGAUGAAUUUGAACCAACAAGGCGGGGACCAUACAGCGGUGGGUUCGGAGGGAUCUCCUUCCUAGGCGACAUGGACAUCGCGUUGACUCUGAGGACAAUCGUCUUCCCCACUGGAGUCCGUUACGACACAAUGUAUUCGUACAAGGACGGCAACAGGCGUCAGGAAUGGAUAGCCCACCUCCAAGCAGGUGCUGGAAUCGUGGCUGAUAGCCAACCAGAGGACGAGCAAGUCGAGUGUGAACGCAAAUCUGCUGGUCUGGCCAGGGCCAUCGAUCUGGCUGAGUCGGCUUUCGUCAACAACGCUGCCCCAGAACCAGCAACGGCGGAUAGCUCUCCCCCGGCCCAGGUCCGCAGUCGGGAGUUGAUUGCUCAUAACGGAGCUAUGGUGCUUGACUUGGAAUCAAACUAGCUUUGUUAGAAUAGUGUUUGUUAUGCUCUAGCGUUUUACAAACUACAGUAUAUGAGGGCUCAUAUGCUUUUAGGCUUAAUAGCUUAAUGCAAGUGCUCUUUUUUUUUCUCUUGCUUUGUCCUUUUAGUUUUUGUAUGUAAAUUAUGUUGAAACUACAGUUUUCUCCCUUCAAAUAGAAUCAGUGGUUUCACA